AUGGGGCAAGUGUAUGGCCUCAUGCUAGAGGCCACGGUGAAGACCAACGUGGCGGCCCAGGCUGGAGCCGCCAUGUUUGUCAAGCGCACGGAACUGCUGUUGGCAAAGGACAAGCCCGCAUUCCUGGCGGAAGUCAAGGCUAUCCUAGUCAAGAGGUGGGACAAGCAGCUGCAUAACCCACUACACGCUCUCGGGUGGCUCCUCAACCCCCGCAAUCAGUACGUGGGGGAAGUGCGGGAGGAUGAGGAGGUGAGGAGUGGGGCGGAGGCGGUCAUCCACAAGGGCGAGGGGCUGUUGGGGUCCCCCGAUGCACGGUGGGCUGCAAAGGUCUUGGUGGCGGGUGGGCGCCAAACGGAUGCCGAAUGGUGGUGGAUGUAUGGCGGGGAGGUGAAGGCGCUGCAGUCGCUGGCAGUGAUGAACCUGUCACAGCCGGUAACGUCAUCCGAGGUGGAGCGUUACUGGUCCGCGAUUGCUCGUGUGCAACGGCGUGACCGUAACCGCAUCUCCGCCAAGAAGAUGACGGACGUGACCUAUGUCGCGUUCAUGAGGAGGGCUCGGGACACCUUUGACAGGAAGCAGAAGGUGAGGGAGAAGCUCUACGCCGAUCUGAGCAACGGCACCCUCAAGGAAGGGAGUGUCGUCGCCCCGGCAGAGGAAGUGGUGGAGGAAGAGGGGGCUGAGGAGGAGGGAGAGGUGAAUGUGGCAUGCACCAUUGACUGGGACCUCUUCGGGCAGAUUGGCAAGAAGAAGAAAAAGGAGCGUGAGAGCUCCAACAGGAAGAGGAAGGGCAAGGCGACCAAGCCUAGCAAAGGUAAGAAGAAAGCCGCGGCAGCGCGUGAGGAUGAGGAGGAGGAGGCGGCGGACAGCAGUGGCGAUGAGGAGGAGGAGGCGGCGGACAGCAGUGGCGAUGAGGAGGAGGAGGCGGCGGACAGCAGUGGCGAUGAGGAGGAGGAGGCGGCGGACAGCAGUGGCGAUGAGGAGGAGGAGGCGGCGGACAGCAGUGGCGAUGAGGAGGAGGAGGCGGCGGACAGCAGUGGCGAUGAGGAGGAGGAGGAGGCGGCGGACAGCAGUGGCGAUGAGGAGGAGGAGGCGGCGGACAGCAGUGGCGAGGAGGAGGAGGAGGAGGCGGCGGACAGCAGUGGCGAUGAGGAGGAGGAGGCGGCGGACAGCAGUGGCGAUGAGGAGGAGGAGGCGGCGGACAGCAGUGGCGAUGAGGAGGAGGAGGAGGCGGCGGACAGCAGUGGCGAUGAGGAGGAGGAGGCGGCGGACAGCAGUGGCGAUGAGGAGGAGGAGGCGGCAGACAGCAGUGGCGAUGAGGAGGAGGAGGCGGCGGACAGCAGUGGCGAUGAGGAGGAGGAGGCGGCGGACAGUGGUUCUUAG
Closterium sp. Naga37s-1 is the source of this 1380-nucleotide messenger RNA. NCBI's taxonomy places the organism in Eukaryota, Viridiplantae, Streptophyta, Zygnematophyceae, Desmidiales, Closteriaceae. The record is from the annotation of a GenBank genome assembly.